This is a messenger RNA of Aspergillus homomorphus CBS 101889, 2628 nucleotides long. Its product is annotated as E3 ubiquitin-protein ligase RNF216. Lineage: Eukaryota; Fungi; Ascomycota; Eurotiomycetes; Eurotiales; Aspergillaceae. Gene Ontology annotation, molecular function: zinc ion binding. The coding region runs from base 1 to 2628 and encodes 875 amino acids. The transcript is spliced from 2 exons. The record is from RefSeq and is a predicted model, not a curated record.
AUGGCAUAUCGUCAUCUUUACGCAUCUAGUGCUUCGCCAGUCCUCACAGGGCUCGAGGACCUGCAGGCGCUAGAUUAUGGGGAUGCCCAUCUUGACGAAGCUUUCCUGCUGGCCGAUCUAGACCCAUUUGAUGGCUGGGGAAUACCCUCAGACAACAAUGGGUUAAGCCAAGUGCCAUUUCCCACUGACCAAAGACCUGCCAAGAAACAGAGAAGAGACGAUACAAUGGACGUCUUUGCUAUGACAGAAAUGCCCGCUCAAUCCCGCAACCCUGACCCCGACUCCAACAUCCUGCGACAAGGGAUUGCCCGAAAUUCUCCGACAAUCAUCGAUCUCACUGAAGACGAGCAGCCACUGACUGAGAUCCUAGAGAUCUUCCCAGACAUUGAUCCGGACUACUUAAAAGGCCUCAUCGAUCGGCACCUAAAGCUUGUGUUACAGGCUAAAGCAGAGAUUCUACUCACGGCCACUGAUCGAGACUUAGCAAAAGGCCUUGUCAUCGAGGAGAUUCUCCGGAACCCUCACUACCCCAGAAAACAGAAAAGGCUCAAGAGAACUCUCGACGAGUCUGAUUCAGCAAAGAAAGACGAAGAAGAUACCCUGAAGUGGUCGAAGACUUUUCCUCAAAGAGGAAGUGAUCUAUACCUUGAAAUCACUUCUCGGUUACUGACCAUCGAAUUUCCGACUGUGCCCUGGACGUUCAUCUACAACCUCACCCUGGAUAAAAGGGAACUCUAUGCUACUUAUCUCACUCUAUCUGCACUGGAGGACCCUCUGACCAAGUCGGAUAAGCCCUACACGAACGAACCCCGCCGCAACACACGCGGGUAUACAGACCUGUACAAGACCUACCCAGAAAAUCUGCCAAUCAUGCAGAAUAUCAAAAGAGAACUGCAAGCUGCGGCGCAGAAGGCCAAGGAGUGGAGUGCAGGUACGUCACCUUAUGCGGAUUGGAUCCUUCAGUCGCUGAUGCGCGAUGGCGAUGAAGCGGCCCUUCGUGAGAAGUUCGAAGGGAAUGAGAAGGAAGCCGAGGAGCGCAACAUUCGAACGGGGAACCUUGUGGAAUGCCAGUGCUGUUUCGAAGAAGUCCCCGCGAAUAAAGUCAUGCCGUGUGAAGGGAUGGAUGUUCAUUUCUUCUGCCAUACUUGCAUUCAAUCUUCGGCAAAGACACAAAUCGGCAUGAUGAGGUAUAAGCUACAAUGCUUCGAUGGGAGUGGGUGCCAAGCACAGUUUGAUCGUCACGGGCUUGAGCACGUCCUAGGAGCUAAGAUGAUGGAGAAGCUUGAUUCCCUGCAGCAGCAGGAUGAGAUUCAACAGGCUGGGCUGGAAGGGCUCGAGUCGUGCCCCUUCUGCGACUUCCAGGCAAUAUGUGGCCCCACCGAAGUGGAUCGAGAGUUUCAAUGCAAGAACCCAGAGUGCCAAGUGGUUAGCUGUCGCUUGUGCAAGGAGAAGAGUCACCUCCCGAGCAACUGUGAAGAGGCCAAGAAAGAGAAGGGUCUCCCCCACCGCCAUCGGGUAGAAGAAGCACUGAGUGAGGCGCUCAUCCGGACUUGUCCGCAGUGCAAAGUCAAGAUUGUCAAAACAUCUGGCUGCAACAAGAUGACCUGCACCAAAUGCGGUACCAAUAUGUGCUAUAUUUGCCACGUGAAAAUUGGCCCAAAUUACGACCACUUCGAUAAAGCACCCACGUGGUGUAAAUUGCACGAUGUCCACGGUGUAGAUCCACACCAGGCGCAGAUAGCCCAGGCCGAAGCCGAUACCAUCGCCAGGAUCCUAAAAGAGAACCCUAAUGUCACUGAGGAUGAGAUUCGAGUGAAUCGCGCAGAAAGGAACCAGAAUCGUCUGCCUCGUCAGCGAGGUCAGCUGCCUCAGCCUGUACGAGAUCGAGCUCGACAGGCCGCCAAUGUUCGUGGUAUUGGGCCUCCUCGUCAACCUGUGCAGCAACGUCAGCCUGUGCAGCAACGUCAACCUGUGCAGCAACAUCAACCUGUGCUGCAACGUCAACUUGUGCAGCAACGUCAACCUGUGCAGCAACAUCAACCUGUGCUGCAACGUCAACUUGUGCAGCAACGUCAACUUGUGCAGCAACGUCAACCUGCGCAACCGCGCCAACCUGUUCAGCCCCGCCAACACUUUCAACAACGCCCACUUGUACAGCCGCCUCAGGUCAGACAAAAUCUAGGUCCCAACAACGGCGCUGUGGGCGUUGGUAAUCGCCAAGCGCAGGCCAACAUGAAUAGAGGCAUCAUGCCAGGCCUCACUGACAAGAACGUGCAAGACUACAACAACGAGGUGGACAUCUGGGCAAGAAACAUGGCAAACAACAAACAUUUCUAUGCCAACAGAGUACGAGACCUAUACGUCACUGAAUUUCCAAGGGACCCUCCUGGCAACAAUUACCCUCUUCCCAAUCUACAUGUGAAUCAGGCAAUUCCUGGAGUUUUACCACAGGCCAACCCUCAGAACGCUCAGCCUAGGCCAGCAAAUCAUCCUCCUCCGUACUUCGCUCUCAAUCACGGCCAGGCUGCACCCAUGGCAGCGCACUUUCCUCCUAAUGCAGCAAUUUGGUCGCCAGAUACGGCUGUGCCCUUCGAAUUUCCAUUCUACACACCACCAGCGCUUCCAUAG